ACGAAAAUUCACGAAAAUCGAGAGACAUGCUCUCAUCCCUUUUAUUUCACCAACAAUUCUCGUUGGAUUUUCUUCGUUAGUUUUAUAACAUCAAGCAAAGUUUUUUUUAUAUCAACGAAAAUUGCGCAAGCGUGUGCCGUGUGUGUCCUGCUGACUGACUAAUCGUGGUGGGAGGUAAAAGCUGUGAUCAGCUGGUGGAACACGAAAAUGUUCAUCCUUCAACGCUCAUUAUUAUCAUCUAAAAAUGGUGGAUGGAAAAGAGCUCUGUCACCAUCAUCAAGUGUCAAAGCAUCAGUACAAGAUGUACAACAAAGGGAUAUUUACGAAAUAUCUGGUGACGUUGUACCCAUCAAUAUGGUCAAGGGUAUUGGACACUUACGAGAUCCACGUCUCAACAAGGGUUUGGCAUUUACACUGAAGGAGAGAAUUUCACUUGGUAUACAUGGUCUUCAACCACCACGUUUUAAAACACAGGAGGAACAAUUGGCCCUUUGCAAAGCAUCAGUCAUGAAGUACACGGAGGAUCUCAAUCGUUAUCUCUACUUAGUAGAACUUCAGGAGAGGAACGAACGUUUGUUCUUCCGGCUCUUGAGUGAGAACAUCGAGCAGAUGAUGCCAAUUAUCUACACACCAACAGUUGGACUUGCCUGUCAAAAAUUUGGAGUUAUUUAUCGACGUCCAAGAGGUCUUUUUAUCACGUGCUACGAUAAAGGUCACAUCUACGAAAUCCUAAACAACUGGCCUGAACAAUCUGUUCGUGCAAUUUGUGUGACUGACGGUGAACGUAUUCUUGGUCUUGGUGAUUUGGGUGCUUGUGGUAUGGGUAUACCAGUUGGUAAAUUAGCUUUGUACACUGCAUUGGCAGGUAUAAAGCCACAUCAGUGUCUUCCAAUUACAAUUGAUGUUGGUACAAAUAAUGAACAACUACGUGAUGAUCCACAUUAUAUUGGCCUUAGUAAACCACGUAGUCAAGGUGCUGAUUAUGAUGAAUUAAUUGAUGAAUUUAUGGCUGCUUGUGUUAGAAAAUAUGGACAAAAUGUUUUAAUUCAGUUUGAAGAUUUUGGAAAUCAUAAUGCCUUUAGAUUUUUGGAUAAAUACAGAGACAAGUAUUGUACAUUUAAUGAUGAUAUUCAAGGUACAGCUGCUGUUGCUGUUGCUGGUAUUAUGGCAUCAAAAAGAAUAACAAAAAGAAAAAUGUCUGAUAAUAAAUUUGUCUUCCUUGGUGCUGGUGAAGCUGCAAUUGGAAUUGCUGAUUUGUGUGUAAAAGCUAUGGAAGCUGAUGGUUGCACUGAACAAGAAGCCAGAAAUAAUAUUUGGAUGAUGGACAUUGAUGGUCUUCUUACAAAAUCAAGAAAAGUUGGCAAUUUAGAUGGUCAUAAAGUUUGGUAUGCCAAGGACUACAAAGACAUGAAAACUCUCAUUGAAGUUGUGAAAGACAUUAAACCAACAGUUCUCAUUGGUGCUUCAGCAGCUGCUGGUGCAUUUACCCCAGAGGUCUUGCAAGAAAUGGGAAAAAAUAAUGAACGACCUUUGAUAUUUGCUUUGAGUAAUCCUACAAGUAAAGCUGAGUGUACAGCACAACAAGCUUAUGAUUAUACAGAGGGAAGAUGUAUAUUCUCAUCAGGCUCACCUUUUGGUGAAGUUGUUCACAAUGGAAAAACCUAUAAACCUGGACAGGGUAAUAAUGCUUACAUCUUUCCUGGUAUUGCACUUGGUGUUAUUGCAACUGGUGUUCAUCAUAUUACUGAAGAACUAUUUCUUAUUUCUGCACAAACUGUUGCUGAUCAUGUUGAGGAAGAGGAUCUACAACGUGGUAGUCUUUAUCCACCACUUGGAAGUAUUAAAGAAUGCUCAAUUGAUAUUGCUGUUAAAAUUGCUGACUAUGCUUAUGGUCAAUGUGGAUUGGCUAGUGAAUAUCCAGAACCAAAAGAUAAACGUGAAUUUAUUAUGAGCAAAAUGUACAAUGCAAAUUAUGAUAGUCCACUACCAAAUAUCUAUGAAUGGCCACAUGAAUUUUCAUCACCACGACCACUUCCAGAGCAAUUAUGAUCCCAGAAUUCUAGACACAGCAGAGUCAAGAUCUUGCUUGAGAAAAAAUAAGAUCAUUAUAAGGCCUCGCUCAAGUGUCCAUCAUUUUUUUUUUUUUCUAUAAUAAAUAUAAAUAAUGUGUGUAGGUCAAAAAUUAAUUACAAAAAAAAACUCAAUGUAUUAACUUUAUUUAAUUCAACGAUUUUUUAUUUAUUUAAAUUGUACUUAUUUAUUAAUUAAUUUAAAUUUGACAUAAUUCAUCAAUCAAUUAUCUGUUACUAUCAAAAACAAAAUACGUUUUAUAGAUAUUUAAAAAAGAAAAUUGUUGCAACAAUAAACUUACUUGCCUUCAAUUAUUAUACAAAUGAUUCAACAUAAAAGCUGAUACUUUAUGUAAAGAAAAAAAUUUAUCAUGCUCAUUUAAAUAAAAUUUAUCUUACCAGUUACCUUGAGAAUAUAAAGAUAAAAUAUUUUGAUGAUUUUUUUACAUCAAAUGUUUAUCUACGUGAAUUAAAAUUGAUGUUAUUUAUAAAUCAAUAUUGAACUGAUUGUUAUUAUUAACUUUUACAACAAUUAUAAAUGAUACACUAUUUUUUGUUUUUCUUUUUCAAUAUCUAAUUGUUGAAUAUUUGAUAAUGAAUUUAUGUCAGACAUUUGUCAUCAGUAUUUUACGUUAAAUGUAAAAUUAAAAAUAUUACUUUAAAUCAACAUGAAUUAUAUUGAUUCAAAAAAAAAACCUGCCAUUUAUGUUGAUUGAAAGUAUUAAAUACAAAUUUAAAAUGUAAUUUAAUAAUUUGCCGACAAACUCUUGUGUCUGUAUUUAAAAAAAAAAAAGCUGAAUGAAAAUAUACAUGUGUUCAAA
This is a messenger RNA of Aphidius gifuensis, 2890 nucleotides long. RefSeq names its product NADP-dependent malic enzyme (gene Men-b). The transcript is spliced from 12 exons. Gene Ontology annotation, biological process: pyruvate metabolic process; malate metabolic process. Gene Ontology annotation, cellular component: mitochondrion. Gene Ontology annotation, molecular function: malate dehydrogenase (decarboxylating) (NAD+) activity; malate dehydrogenase (decarboxylating) (NADP+) activity; NAD binding. The record is from RefSeq and is a predicted model, not a curated record. Bases 208 to 2049 code for a protein of 613 amino acids. Lineage: Eukaryota; Metazoa; Arthropoda; Insecta; Hymenoptera; Braconidae.